Messenger RNA from Verticillium alfalfae VaMs.102, 807 nucleotides. RefSeq lists its product as hypothetical. The transcript is spliced from 3 exons. The record is from RefSeq and is a predicted model, not a curated record. NCBI's taxonomy places the organism in Eukaryota, Fungi, Ascomycota, Sordariomycetes, Glomerellales, Plectosphaerellaceae. Bases 1 to 807 code for a protein of 268 amino acids.
AUGAUUCCCGGCCUGUUGAGGUCGAACAAGGUGGCCGGCGUCGUCGCCGGCUCGGUUCUCCUCAUCGUCAUCUUCAUCGGUCUGGCGCACAACCGCGUGGAUAGCUGGGACUUUGCCUCCAUAUCCCCAGGAAGCUUCCGCUCCACACCCGAACACCAUGACUCUUGGGACGACAUGCGCAAGUUCUUCCUCGAAGAAGUUGCGAAACCAUCCAUUGAGCUCGAUGCCAAAGUCUACAAGCCCUACGGCGCCUUUGAGUGGAAGCUCCCCGCUGAUAAGCCCGCUCGGUGGACGAAGCCUCUCGGCAGGAACCUCUGCAUCUUCGACCUCGACAACCGUCCCUUUGAGGAGGACGGCAUGAUCUUUGGCCAGCAACCUCUGAGCUGGAACAAUGCGACGGCGAUUCAUGGUCUUUCGCUCGGUGUACUCCAGCACUGGCUCUAUGUGCACCGAGUACCGCCACGCCGGCUGGGGACGCCAUCGGACCAGGGAGGGUUCGGCAACUUCAUUCGAUACGACUACGCCAACGAGGUCAAGGAGCUGCCUUGCGCCGAGGCCAACGGCUUCCCCGAGGAUCGCUCCGAGUGCAUCGGCACCUUUAUCAAGCACCUGUGGGCCGGCAAGCAGGACCUCAUCAAGAUCGCCAUUGGGCAGCAGAUUCCGGGCAUGUACCUGGAAAUGUUCCACAAGCAGAUGCUCGCCGAGAAGAGCGAGUACUACCUGACCGAGGAGCAACUGAUGAGCCCGAGCUGGGCCAACGUCAAGACGUACCUCGGCACGUCUUCUCCUCUCGCCGUCGACCCGUAA